UUCCAAGUUCAUCGUAGUUUGUUUUGUGUGUUUCAAAAGUGCAAGUGGAUGCGUUUGGUGGUGCACUCGGAAUUCGGGAUUUCCGGUGCUUCCAGGAUGAAUGUAGUGCAAUCGAACAUCUCCACGACGAUCCGGAGCUUCAACAUAUCGGACGACAUACGAAUCGAGGUGAAAAAGUUCCGCACCGAUGCAGGAAUCGACGAAAUUGAUAUCGAGGAGGACGAGGAUGAUAUCUCCGUCAUCCAGAAAAUACAGAAAACCUUCGCCGAUCCCAGUGAAACCGAAUUCGACCCGGAAACGCUAAAGUCGAUCAUAGCCCGGCUGGACGAUAUCGAGAAGAAACUUGAGAACAUCAUCUACAUUAAUGCACAGGCGGACAGCAUAAGUGCGGUGCAGAUGAACGGUUUACUGAGUCGGCAAUUCAUUGCUGCAACUCCGACUGCUCUGGCCAUGGCACAGGUGGCUCAAUCUCCUCCUGCAGAACCGAUGCAGGUGCAAGAUGAGGUCGUUGAUGAAAUUCAUCUCGAAAUGGACUCCGACGACAAUGAUCUCAUCGCAGAGUUCAUCGAGCAGGACGAGCUGAAGCUGGUUGAAUUCCCCAUCAAUCGGGUAGAUGAUCUGCGAGAGCUGGAAGAAUCGAUUACGAGUGAUCAGGAGUCUUUUGUUUCGUUUGUCAAUUUCCUGGGAGCAACCAUACAGAAGCACAGCCGUAAUCUUGAACCAAUUUUGAGAGAUUUUGUCACGGAAAGCCUCAUCAAUGAGCUUGGUUUUAACGAAGCUGAAAUAAACAUGAUGUCGUUCUAUAUCUUCAACCAGUUGCUCUACGAUAUUUGGAAGACCGAAUAUUCGACUAUGAAUGACUACCGGAAUCAGCUAAGAAAAAUCGCCUGCAAGAUACAGAAUCGAAAUCGUGCUACAAGAGGUAGACAGAGAUAAACCAAAAA
This is a messenger RNA of Ochlerotatus camptorhynchus, 944 nucleotides long. RefSeq lists its product as uncharacterized. The transcript has 4 exons. The record is from RefSeq and is a predicted model, not a curated record. Lineage: Eukaryota; Metazoa; Arthropoda; Insecta; Diptera; Culicidae. Bases 49 to 936 code for a protein of 295 amino acids.